Messenger RNA from Strigops habroptila (Kakapo), 4517 nucleotides. It is a transcript of the gene REV1, whose product is annotated as REV1 DNA directed polymerase. Gene Ontology annotation, molecular function: damaged DNA binding; DNA-directed DNA polymerase activity; deoxycytidyl transferase activity. Gene Ontology annotation, cellular component: nucleus. Gene Ontology annotation, biological process: error-free translesion synthesis; error-prone translesion synthesis. The transcript has 22 exons. The coding region runs from base 544 to 4206 and encodes 1220 amino acids. The record is from RefSeq and is a predicted model, not a curated record. Lineage: Eukaryota; Metazoa; Chordata; Aves; Psittaciformes; Psittacidae.
GUGCGCGCGCGUGUCUGGGUCAGCCGCCCCCCGCCGCCCCCCGGCACCUGCGCGCGUGUGUCACAUGGGGCCUGCGCCUCAGACACAACACGGCUCCGCGGGCGGGCGGGCAGGGAUGCCGCCGGCGUUGUGCCAGCGGAGGGGUCACUGCAGGGAAAGGAGGAGGGGGGAAGCCCGAGCCCUGGCGCAGCCUUGCACUCCCGGGCGCACCGCGCGCUGUGCCCCUGCCUGCGGUUUUCCGCCGUGUCGGUCGCAAGUUGUAUUUGCUGAGCAAUAGUGCUGGGUGUAAGAAAGGAAGAGGAGCUGUGCUUGCUAAGUAAGCCUGUGCUUGCAAACAUCGAGGGACAGAUGUGUUCGCUGAUGCUGCUUCACCCCAUCCCCGUCUAACGUCGAUGCGUUUUGCUAUACAGUUACCAUUGACUUGACCUGUGAUACCGAGUAAAAAGCCCCUGUUGGGAGAUGUGCGGUAAUGGCAGAAAUGUGUGGUAAUGAUACGUUAAUCUUAACAAGGGAGAGGAAGAUAAUAAUCACAGAAGCUUCAGUAUGAGGCGGGGUGGAUGGCGGAAACGGGCUGCCGAAGGCGAUGGCUGGGGAAUAUGGGGAGGGUACAUGUCGGCGAAGGUCAAGAAACUGGAGGAUCAAUUCCGGUCAGAUUCAGCCAUACAGCACCAGAGGGAUGGAAAUUCGUCAAGUAUCUUUAGUGGAGUUGCCAUCUAUGUCAAUGGCUUUACAGAUCCCUCAGCUGAUGAAUUAAGACGGCUAAUGAUGUUGCAUGGAGGCCAAUACCAUGUGUACUAUUCCAGAUCAAAAACAACUCACAUCAUUGCCACAAAUCUUCCAAAUGCCAAAAUAAAAGAAUUGAAAGGAGAAAAAGUAGUUCGGCCAGAGUGGAUUGUGGAAAGCAUUAAAGCUGGACGUCUCCUCUCGCACAUUCCGUAUCAGCUUUACACCAAGCAGUCAAGUGUUCAAAAAGGUCUCAACUUUAAUAGCAUAUGCAAACCUGAAGAUGCCAUGCCAGGUCCAAGCAAUAUAGCUAAUGAUCUCAACAGGGUAAAUCAUAUUAAAAAGCGUGAGAUGGAAAAUGAGAUCACACCCAAUGGAAUAAGUAGCUGGAAUGAAGAAGAGGAGGAAGAAAUCGACGAUUUGGGAUUUACGGACCUGGAGCAGAUCCUUCCUGGACGGAAACAAAAUGGGAUUCAGUCUCACAAAGACAGCACUGCCAUUUUUAACGGACACACACACACUUCUACCAGUGCCUUAAAGACGCAGGAUUGCUUGGUGCCCUCUGGCAACAGUGUUGCAAGUAGGUUCUCUCCAGGUCCUGUGCAGGAGGAGGGGAAGACUGAAAAAGGCAUGGUUGACUUCAGAGACUGCACAACGCAGCAGUUGCAGCAAAGCAACAAAAAUACAGACUUUUCGUGGAAUCCACAUAGGACUAUGAGUAAUUCAUCCUCAUCUUCAUCUUUGCACAGUAAUGCUAAAAUAAAUGGUGCUCACCACUCCACAGUUCAGGGGCCUUCAAGCACAAAAAGCACUUCUGUACCUACUUCUAGCAAGGCAGCUUCCUUACCUGCAUCCAAACCUUCAGAUUGUAGUUUUAUUUCUGACUUUUAUUCACGUUCAAGACUGCAUCAUAUAUCAACAUGGAAGUGUGAAUUGACAGAAUUUGUCAACAGCCUGCAGAGAAAAAACAGCGGUGUCUUUCCAGGAAGGGAAAAAUUAAAAAAAUGGAAAGCAGGCAGGUCUGCACUUAAAACUGACACAGGAAAACCAGUAGCUGUUACUAGUAAUAGAGGUGCAGGAAAGGCAGCACUGCGCCCUGGUGCAAACCCCCAGCUUGAACAGCAAUAUUACCAGAAUAAGCUAAUGAAUGGCAAAGCAGCAGAAAUUAGAGUACCUGACAAGCUGGACUCACCAGUCUGGGAGCAUCCAGAUUCCACUCACACGAAUGGAGCUGACUUCAAUCUCACUGUGCUGUCCAUGGCUGAAAUAGCUUCUUGUAGUUAUGAAGCCAGACAAGUCGGCAUAAAGAAUGGAAUGUUUUUUGGCCAAGCAAAAAAGUUGUGUCCAAAUCUUCAAGCAGUUUCAUAUGAUUUUGAUGCAUACAAAGAAGUUGCACGGACAGUAUAUGAAAUAUUAGCAAGCUAUACUCAUAACAUCGAAGCAGUCAGUUGUGAUGAAGCACUAGUAGAUAUCACUGAAAUCCUUACAGAGACCAGAUUGACUCCUGAUGAACUAGCAAAUGCUAUCCGCACCGAAAUCAAAGCGCAAACUAAAUGCACUGCUUCUGUUGGGAUGGGUUCCAAUAUUCUGCUGGCCAGAAUGGCAACUCGUAAAGCAAAACCAGAUGGACAAUAUCACUUAAAACCUGAAGAAGUGGAUGAUUUUAUCAGAGGGCAACUUGUUACCAGUCUUCCAGGAGUUGGCAGGGCGAUGGAAUCUAAGCUGGCUUCUUUGGGAAUUAAAACCUGUGGAGAUCUGCAGUGUGCUUCAAUGUCAAAACUGCAAAAAGAGUUUGGUCCAAAAACAGGACAAAUGCUCUACAGAUUUUGUCGUGGUUUGGAUGAUCGACCUGUUCGUACAGAAAAAGAAAGAAAAUCUGUUUCAGCAGAAAUCAACUAUGGAAUAAGGUUUACACAGCCUAAGGAAGCAGAAGCAUUCCUUCUGAGCCUCUCAGAAGAAAUACAGCGUAGGCUUGAAGCUGCUGGUAUGAAGGGUAAACGAUUGACCCUUAAAAUUAUGGUCAGAAAGGCUGGGGCACCAGUGGAGCCUGCAAAAUACGGAGGACAUGGAAUCUGUGAUAAUAUUGCCAGGACUGUGACUCUAGACCAUGCAACAGACAGCGCAAAAGUAAUUGGGAAAGAAACUCUAAACAUGUUUCACACAAUGAAACUGAACAUAUCAGAUAUGCGAGGGGUUGGAAUUCAAGUACAGCAGUUAGUUCCCAUCAGUAAAACCGCUUCAGCUCACUCAGCAGUACAAUCUGGACAUUUACCUGGUGGAUCACAUUCAGUUAUUGAUCUUUUUCAUGUUCAGAAAGCAAAAAAGUGCUCAGAAGAAGAACAUAAGGAAGUAUUUGUGGCUGCUAUGGACCUUGAAAUAUCUUCUGAUUCAAGAACUUGCACUUUUCUUCCAUCUCGUGGUACUCAUCUUCCAUCUGGUCUCAAUCCUAAUGUUAACAACACGGAGUCUGCUGUCAAAUGGAAUGGUGUACAUUCUCCUAUCAGUGUAAAAUCCAGGCUUAAUCUGAGUAUUGAGGUUCCAUCUGCUUCCCAGCUAGAUAAGUCUGUGCUAGAAGCCCUGCCACCUGAUCUCCGAGAACAAGUAGAGCAAAUAUACACCAUUCAGCAAGGAGAGAGUUAUGGAGACAGCAGAAAAGAGCCCAUAAAUGGAUGUAACACAGCACUUCUGUCACAACCAGUUGGAACAGUGCUUUUACAAAUUCCAGAGCUCCAAGAACCAAAUACCAAUAUGGGAAUUAAUGUAAUAGCCUUGCCAGCUUUCUCACAGGUGGACCCUGAGGUUUUUGCUGCGCUACCUGCUGAGUUGCAAGCAGAGCUGAGAGAUGCAUAUGAUCAAAGGCAAAAGCAAUCAGAGCAGCAACCUGCUAACACUUUUGUGUCGAAAAAUCCUUUCCUACACCUGAAGCAUGCAACAAUGAAAAAUAAGAAAAAAGGCAGGAAAAAAAAUCCAGUCAGUCCAGUAAAAAAGAUUCAGAGUCCUUUGAAAAACAGACUCAUUGGUAGCCCUGCAAAAAACAUGCCGACUGCAACUGGAAGCCCACAGAAGUUAAUAGAUGGUUUCUUGAAACAAGAAGGAACAGCUGCUCAGUCAGAAGCAGUUCCCUCAACUUCAGAUUCUUCAGGCCCAUCAGCUGUGCAGACUGAACAGCAGCCUGGUUCGCUUAGGCCACAGGCACCCAACCUAGCUGGAGCUGUUGAGUUCAAUGAUGUAAAGACGUUGUUGAGAGAAUGGAUUACAACUAUUUCAGAUCCUAUGGAAGAAGACAUUUUACAGGUUGUGAAGUAUUGUACUGAUCUAAUAGAAGAGAAAGAUUUGGAGAAGUUGGAUCUGGUUGUAAAGUACAUGAAAAGGUUAAUGCAGUCAUCUGUGGAAUCAGUUUGGAAUAUGGCAUUUGACUUCAUUCUUGACAAUGUUCAGGUAGUUUUACAACAAACUUACGGAAGCACAUUGAAAGUUAUCUGAACUUGUAGUAAAGAGCUUGAUGAGAGCCUGGAGCUCUCUGCUAGCUGUGCCAUAAGUGCUUGUGAGGUAUUUGCAAAGUGCAUGAUAGUAAUGCCCUGAGUUUUUAUAAUUUCAAAUUUCUUUUUAAACAACAAAGUGUUUUGUACAUUUCUUUUCAGAAAGUGCCAAAUUUGUCAGUAUUGCAUGUAAAUAAUUGUGUUAAAAUUCUUUUAUUGUAGUAUAGAAUCUAUUUACAAAAUGUUUGUUUAUAAAGUUUUAUGGAUUUUUACAGUGAAGUGUUUACAGUUGUUUAAUAAAGAACUGUAUGUAUA